CGCAAGCGCGCGCUGAUUGGCUGAACACUGAACCGCACGGACGCAUGCAUGAAAGACAGCAAACUCCUGUGUGCAGGGAAACGCCGCAGCAGCCCCAUUAUCCAACACAAAUAAAAUAACUCAGAAAAUCUCUCAGGGGGGCUCUGUUUGAAUGCUGUAACCCUAGGAUCAUCUCUGCACUUUCAGAGGUCACGCCCUGAAACCUAAGACUAGUGGGUUUCCUCCCCAAACCAGGAAGCACACUGCCAUUGUUGCUUAUAAGAAUUAAGUUCAAAAUCAGCCAUGGGAAAGAAGAACCAGAACCGUGAAGAUGAGGAUUCUGGGUCCUCUGAGGAAGAGUAUGUGGUUGAAAAGGUCUUGGACAGGAGAGUUGUGAAGGGCCGGGUAGAAUUUUUCCUUAAGUGGAAAGGCUUUACCGACAAACACAAUACCUGGGAACCAGAGAAGAACCUGGACUGUCCGGAGCUCAUUUCUGAGUUCUUGAAGACCUAUAAAAAGGGGAGCAGUGGGAGCACACCCAGCAGUAAGUCCUCCAGUACAGGCUCUUCUGUGACCCACCCCAAAGAAAGUAGCAGCAGCGCCACCAGCAAGAGGAAAAACUCGGAAGAAGAGAAUGGGAGUAGCAGCAAACCGAAAAAGAAAAAGGAGGAUGAGAUCCUUGUUGCAAGAGGUUUUGAGCGAGGCCUGGAGCCAGAGAAGAUUAUUGGAGCAACAGACUCCUGUGGAGACCUUAUGUUCCUUAUGAAGUGGAAGGACUCUGAUGAGGCAGAUCUUGUGCUUGCAAAAGAAGCCAAUCACAAGUGCCCACAGAUUGUCAUUGCCUUCUACGAGGAGCGUCUGACCUGGCACGAAGAUGGUGACAAGAAAGAGAAGAGUGCCACGGCUGUUUAAAGGAUGGAGGAGGGGAGGACAGAAACCAAAUCCUCCAAACCUCGUCCUCUAUAUCACACUGUUGACACUCUCAUAGCCAACUUUUAACGGACCAUUUAAAAAGAAACGGCCAGCUAGUAGUGGAGGUUACUGCCCACCUUAAACCUCCGUCCACCCUUCAAUUAAAAAAAGCAUUUCCCAUCAGACAACUUCUCGAGCCAUCUUAAAGUGAGCCAAAUGUUCAUGGAAAAUGGAGUCUGCAGCAGAUUGGUGGAAUGUGAUAUAUCUUUCUCUCCCUGAUCUACCCUCUGUUUUGUCAUGAUUUGUGCCCCUACAACUAUGUUCUUAAGAUGUAUUCUGUGCUAGUGUAGAUGUGAACCGUACAUGUCAACGUUUUAACUUUAUUCACACAGUUGAUUUGUAGUAUUGUCCAGACUGAAAAUAUCAGUUUUGCGUUUGACAUCUUUAACCCUGGACAAAGUCGUGAUGGCAUUUUUGGUUACAUUUGGAAAGUUGCAUCCCAAUUGAAGUUACUUUCUUUCCCUUUUAACGAUAAGGUACAAUUUUAUUGUAUACCUUUUUUAACUACUCAAAUGGGGAACCUUAGAUGCUAAAAUGCGGUCAUUAGGGUUUAGUUUGUGUUUAACAGUAAAGCCACAUUAUAUAGGAAUUAACUGUAUGGAGAUCCAGAGAUUGUUUUAAGACAUUUUAAUCGUUAGCUUUGAAUCGUUUAAUUUUCUUUCUUUUUCCCUACUAAUAUCUGUAAAAUAUCAUAUACCUGUUGACUGGCCCUUGAACUAAUUACUGAGGACUGAGGCAAUUGUCAUUCUACGAGUUUGUAUUGGAAGACCAUUUUAUCUGUUUGUAAACCUUUUAUUUUUUUUCAUUACAUUGCUUUGCUCAGAAGUCCAACGAAUAUGCCCCCUCUUGUGGCUAAUUUGGUGAAUCAAUUCCCAGUUUAGGCUCAUGAACCUAAUGCUGACCUCAUUCAAGUGAUAGUUUAACCAUAUGCCAGUUUCUUGUUUUACCUUUUUUUUUUUUUUCUUCUUUAUUUUAACCUGUAGUUGAAUCAAUAAAAUGGUGUAUCAAGGUCAAGUGACAGUUAUGUUCUCAGUAGUGAUUACAUUUUUCUUAUGUUCUUUGAAGAGUCACUGGAUGGAAUCUACUGAUAAUGGUGGACAAAAACGGUUUCAUUUACAAAAAAAAAAAAAGAAGCUUCAUUUAUGCAUGUAGUCCAUGUUGACAGCAGUGACAUCCUCAGUUAUUUUCAAAGGUUUUAGUUUAAUGAGAUGGAAUUGUUUGUUGGAAGAGUUUUGAAACAUUCAAACAGGGUUGAACUUAUUGUGUAGUUGAAAAAUAGUUUAACUCUCUACUUGUGUGCUUUUGUCGGAUGACAAGCGAGCCUUUCCUGCCAUGAUCAGUUCUAAAGUUACCCUGAUCUAGCGGUUGUUUUUAAAAUGUGCAACAUUAGAUGUCUUUUAUUAUGUUAAGUGCACAGCUUUUUUUUUCCUUUUUUUUUUGGUCAACACUUAACAGUUGAAAAUUUUGGAAACCCGAAACUGUCUUUUUUUUAAAUAAGUCAUACAAAAUAAAUUUCAUUG
Messenger RNA from Xyrauchen texanus (razorback sucker), 2471 nucleotides. RefSeq names its product chromobox protein homolog 5-like. The transcript has 6 exons. Gene Ontology annotation, biological process: negative regulation of transcription by RNA polymerase II; chromatin organization. The record is from RefSeq and is a predicted model, not a curated record. Bases 283 to 891 code for a protein of 202 amino acids. Gene Ontology annotation, molecular function: chromatin binding. Gene Ontology annotation, cellular component: nucleus; pericentric heterochromatin. NCBI's taxonomy places the organism in Eukaryota, Metazoa, Chordata, Actinopteri, Cypriniformes, Catostomidae.